AUGGAGAGAGUCCCCAGCAGCCAACCUCCACCACCCUGUCUGGACAGAUCCUUGUCUGGGAUGGAAUUCUCUCACAUGUAUCCCGUCUUCAAGUCCCGGAAAGGAAUGAAGAGAUGCGAGGACGGCAGCGGCAAGGACACCUACAAGCUGCCGCACCGACUGAUCGAGAAGAAGCGCCGAGACCGCAUCAACGAGUGCAUAUCGCAGCUGAAGGACUUACUGCCGGAACACCUCAAACUGACGACUCUGGGACAUCUGGAGAAGGCGGUGGUCCUGGAGCUGACACUCAAACACGUCCAGUCCUUGUCAAGCUUGAUAGAGCAGCAGCAGCAGCAGCAGAUCCUGAACCUCCAGAACGGUUGCUCCUCUGAUGGUAACAGAUCUUCGGGGGAGGAAAUGUUCCAUUCCGGGUUUCAGUUGUGCGCGGAGGAGGCCCUGAGGUUCCUAAAAGGCGGAGAGAAACGUGAGCUCGUGGCGCACCUCCACCGUGUGGCUUCUGAUCUCAACCAUGACACCUCUGGAGCCACCAAAAUCAGUGAGAAGCCCAGUCCUAAGGUGCAAGCCACCAACUGCGUCCCUGUAAUCUGCCGAGCUGCCCCCCUCAGCUCUGGAGAACAGAGCGGCACGGACACGGACACUGACAGUGGGUAUGGAGGAGAGGCGGACAAAGCAGAGGGAGCUCAGGAACAGGGAGGGGCCCUGAAGGAAGACAGGACCCCCCCUAUGGCUCUGGAUAGGCUUAUUAAACAGGAACUAGAGGAGAUUCCAAAAAAAGAGGCCAAGAAUGGAGGCCACAGAGGAAGAUACCAGGUUCGGCAACAGUGACCUGUCUGUCAUGGGACCUUACCCAAAUCACCCACCUUUUUGCCUUCCCUUCUAUUUUAUACCCCCCUCUGCCUCAGCCUAUCUGCCCAUGCUGGAAAAGUGCUGGUACCCCGGGUCCAUGCCAAUGAUGUAUCCCAAUUUGGGACAAUCUGGUCUGCUGAACCAAGACCGAAUGCCACCAGUUCACUCCCCACCAUCGAUACCUGCCAUGGACUCCUCGGCCCUCUUACAAGCCCUUAAACAGGUGCCAGCGGUGGGUGCAGAUGCCAAGGACUGA
Staurois parvus is the source of this 1102-nucleotide messenger RNA. The record is from the annotation of a GenBank genome assembly. Lineage: Eukaryota; Metazoa; Chordata; Amphibia; Anura; Ranidae.